AUGAGUUCAUCAUCGAUUCUAUUAAAUAAUCUUCGUCAAUUAAUGAAAUCAAAAAAAUAUUUUCAUCAAAUAAUUCAUGCUUAUAUUAUUCCAACAACUGAUCCACAUAAAAAUGAAUAUGUUGCUGAUCGUUAUAAACGACGAGAAUUUAUUUCAAAUUUUACUGGAUCAAAUGGUACAGCUUUAAUAACAGAAAAUGAAGCUCUUUUAUGGACUGAUGGAAGAUAUUUUGCUCAAGCUGAAUAUCAAUUAGAUCCAACAUCUUGGAAAUUAAUGCGUGAUGGAACAAAAGAUGUUCUUUCAAUCACAAAUUGGAUUGCAAGAAAUUUAGAAAAAAAUUCAUUUGUUGGAUGUGAUCCUCAACUUGUAUCAAUAAAUGAAUGGAAAGAAUGGAAAGAAACACUCGAACAAUCAGAUAAACAACUUGUACCUAUAGAUAUUAAUUUAAUUGAUAUUUUAUGGGAUAAACAAAGACCAGAAUUACCAGAUGAACCUAUUUGGAAACAUGAUAUUCAAUAUUCUGGUGCUUCAAUUGAUGAAAAACUGUCAAAAGUUCGAUCAAAAAUGAGUCAAUAUCAAGUUGAUCAUUUAAUAGUACACAGAACAGAUGAUGUUGCUUGGUUAUUCAAUUUACGUGGUGGAGAUAUUCCCUAUAAUCCUGUUUUUCUAUCAUAUGCGAUUAUUUCAAAUGAUUAUGUUAAAUUAUUUGUUGAUUUAAAUAAAUUAUCAGAUUCAAUAAAAAAAGAUCUUGAAUAUGAUAAUGUUAACAUUUAUUCAUAUGAUUGUUUUUAUCAACAACUAAAAAACGAUCUUCAAAAUAAAGAUCCAUCAGAUAAAUUUUGCGCAUCACCAUCAUGUAAUUAUGCUGUACAAACAAUAAUACCUAAAAAACAAUUAGUUAUACAAGAUGAUAUUGUUUAUGAAUUAAAAUCUGUUAAAAAUCAAUGUGAAAUUGAAGGAAUGAAACAAGCUCAUAUAAAAGAUGGAGUUGCUCUUUGUUCAUAUCUUCAUUGGCUUGAACAAAAUAUUGAAAAAAAUCAAGAUUUAACUGAAUAUUCAGCUGCUGAAAAAUUAAGAUCAUUUAGAUGUAAACAAAUCAAUUAUCUUUAUGAUAGUUUUGAAACAAUAUCUGCAAGUGGAAAAAAUGCUGCAAUUAUUCAUUACACUGCAAAGAAAGAAUCUGAUACAAAAAUAACUCGAAAUGAAUUAUAUUUAAUUGAUUCUGGUGGACAAUAUAAAGAAGGAACAACAGAUGUAACACGAACUGUUCAUUUUGGUCAACCAUCAGAUUUUGAAAAAGAAUGUUUUACUCGAGUAUUAAAAGGUUUUAUAUCAUUAGCAUCAUGUUUAUUUCCACCGCAUACAACUGGAGCUCGACUUGAUUCAUUGGCACGUCGUUCACUUUGGGAUGUUGGGUUAGAUUAUCGACAUGGAACAGGUCAUGGUGUUGGUUGUUGUCUUAAUGUUCAUGAAGGUCCACAAUCAAUUGGUACUCGAAUACGUUCCGAUAGUUAUUUACUUCCAGGAAUGAUUCUUAGUGAUGAACCUGGAUAUUAUUCUGAUGAUAAAUUUGGUAUUCGUAUUGAAAAUUGUGUUCUUGUUGUAAAAAAAAGUUCGAAAUAUGGAUAUUAUAAUGAAGAUUGGUUAACAUUUCAACAAUUAACAAUGGUUCCUAUACAACGAAAAUUAAUUGAUCGAUCAUUAUUAAACAAUGAUGAAAUUGAUUAUAUAAAUAAAUAUCAUGAAAGAGUUCGUCAACUUAUUCGAGAUGAAAUGAUUAAACAAAAUGUUGAAAAAAGUUUAUUAGAAUGGAUUCACACAAAUACAGAAACUAUUUAA
Molecule: messenger RNA, 1839 nt
Organism: Rotaria sordida
Lineage: Eukaryota; Metazoa; Rotifera; Eurotatoria; Philodinida; Philodinidae
Source: the annotation of a GenBank genome assembly